AACACAAUGAAUGAUCCAAACAAAGUGAUAAAUGUUAAUCUAUCGUCGCUGCUAAGUCUUAAGGCGGAAUUAUUACGGAAGCAAGCGGAAGUUACGAAGGCCAAGAAUCAAAACAUUGCCACCACUGGAAACACAUCGUCAGCUAGUGGCCAGGAAUAUGUGUCCAUUAAGAACCAACGACCGUUACCAGAUAACAUUGAGGACGACAUAACCACAUCUCAACGGAAAAAGGAUAAAAAGAAACGUGCCAAGGAAUUGGAAAAGUCCGAGGAUAAGGCUGUCUAUGAACAUGAAGAUUCUGUGCUUUUGGAAAAGUCACAAAAGAUCUUAGAAGCUAAGGCAAAGUUUUAUGAGCGUAUGACCAAGUCUGGAGGUAAAUUAAAUUCCGAUGAUAAUUGUCUGGUUAUGUUCAACAAGAAGAAACAAGAGGAGGAUAUAGGUGCCUCAGGAUGUAGUAGAAAUCGAAAAGAAUAUUCUGAAUCGGAGGAUAGUGAUGAUAGCAGUGGAGAUGAUGAUUACAGUGAUCACCACGAUGAUCCGGAAGAUGAUUGGGUAGAGUACACCGAUUGUUUGGGUCGAACUCGCAAGUGCUUGAAACGUGACCUGGAAGAUGCAAAGAGAAGAGAUAAGGAACUUGCUGCAAGUAUGCCUGAACGUUUAGAUCAAACCAAGGCCAACUGGCUAAUCGAUACCAUGGGAUCCAAGAAAUCCACUAGCCUUACUGGCGAGAAUAAAGAUGAUGAGGGGGAUGAUGAAAUUAUUGGUCCAAUGCCACCUGCCUCGGUGUUUGGCGAUGGCUUAUCAAUGAUGUCCAAACAUGAGGAACAAAAAGCCAACUGGGAACGCAAGGAACAAGAGAAUCUAGAUAAAACCGAUGUCCAUUAUCAGGAUGUAUUCUUUGAUGAGGCCCGUCAGCAUGGAGUGGGUUAUUAUGCUUUCUCCACGGAUGAGGCGGAACGUAAAAAACAACAAAAGGAACUGUUAAAGGCUCGAGAGAAAACCUUGGAGGAACAGGAGCGGAGGGAAGCAUUGCGUGCCCAAAGGGAAAAGAUAAUUGCUGAACGGGUAUUGGCUGCAAAGAAUAGACAAAGAGCAAGAUUGGGUUUGCCACCCUUGGAGAAGGAAGACUUCGAAAAAGAAAAGUCCAAAGAAGAAACGCCCGAAGAGACCAAAGAAGAGCGUAAGGCACGUAAGAAAGCAGAGAAAUUGGAGAGGAAGCGUCAAAAGGAAGAAGAGGAAAGGCAAAGAGAACGCCAGCAACACAUACGUCCAUGGGAUCAAGAAAAAGAUGGGGUAAAGGUGAAUAAACCAAAACCAGAAAAUGAAGAUGAUGGCGAGUGGCAAUAUAAACCUGAAUGGGAACCCAUGACUCAAGAACAAUGGAAUGAAUAUAAACGCAAAGAACGACCAGCUGAGUUUGCCCCACCACCAACGACCGAAAAACCAAUGAAACGUACAAAUUUCCGUAGUACCACACAUGCUAAUUACAAUAAUGUACCACCUCCCACCUCCAUUGGAAUAUAUGAAGAUACUGCAGCUGCUGAAGAACUACCUCAACCCUCAAAAUUCAAUACCUUUCAAAGUUCAAAGAAAAAAGAAAGGGUGUUCAAGCGGCGUAAUUAUGAAGAGCCACAACAAUGUCAAACUGCUGCUGCUGACGAUGAUGAUUCUUAUGCCAGACAAAAUGGUGUUUGCAUACCACCACCAUCAAAUUUGGAAGAUUUCUUUUUACCCUCCCAGGCAAAAAGACAAAAAUCCGCCAAAGAAGUUGAAAAAUCCAUUGAGGCUGGUUUAAGAUUUAUACGCGAAAGUUGUGAUAAACAAAUGCCUGCCACCAAAUCCUCAUGGACAGCAAAGGCUGACUACUAA
Molecule: messenger RNA, 1869 nt
Organism: Musca vetustissima
Lineage: Eukaryota; Metazoa; Arthropoda; Insecta; Diptera; Muscidae
Product: coiled-coil domain-containing protein 174
Exons: 1
Coding region: 7-1869 (620 amino acids)
Cellular component (GO): nucleus
Source: RefSeq, a predicted model, not a curated record